AAUCUUUCUCCUCCUCAUUUUCUUCAUCUUCUUCCUCCUCUUUUCCUUUGUCUUCCUCAUCCACUUCUUUCUCCUGUUCCUCCUUCCCUUCUCAUCUCUCUCUUCCUGCUCCUAACAUCAGCAUAUUUCAGCUCUGAGAACCAGACUGCUAGGUGGUCAUAAUGUUAUGGCUGACACUGAACCAUGUGACAGGAGUCGGGGGGGGGAUUUGUGUAUUUCUACGUAUUUAAUUCCACUCGAGUCGAGUUUAGUUUUUAAACUAAUGUGACGAGAAGUUUUUUAUCUUUAAUCGUUCACACGCCCUCAUCCGACACAAUGAGCGGGAAACAAAACAAAAACCCACCCACUGCCACUCGAUCCGAGAAAAACCUUGAAAGACAGCGAGCGGGAAGCGGGUGAAGAGGUUAAAAAAUCUCCAGACAAUAGACGGAGGAGACGCUGUUAUUCUGGAGAUACGAGCUCCCUCCAGGGACAUCGGCCGCACAACAAUGAAGCUGUUACAUCACGGUGGUAGUAUUUGUUUGGCUCAGAUUAGCGGCUAGCAUGUCAUGAUUCCUCCAGGCUCCAGGCGUUUAUUCAUUGUUGCUAAUUAGCCUAGCUAGCCUAAAGGCGUUUUAGUGUUACAAUAUCAACGUGCUUCUUUAAAAUUGUGUUUCAUGCCAGUAGGCCAACGAUAUAUAAGUCAGACUUUUAGUUUACAUCUGAGUUUGGUGCAAAUUUUAAGAAAUUCAGAUUUUUUUCCGUUAUUAUCAGAAUCGGAGGUUUUCUGAAGGCAGGGGGCGCUGCAUCUCUGUACGACAACAUUAAUGCACUGCUUUACAUAAAAUGUCUUAUUUAAAAUGACGUCUUUUUUUAGCUAACAUGCUACAUUAGCUACCGUGCUAAUGUUUUGUUUUUCUUUAGCCGGAGUUUCCUUCAAAACAAACGACAUUCUCAUGUUCUUAUUUAUGUAUUUGGUUUUUGAGCGCUACUGAGCAAGCGUUAGCAUGCUAAAAUGAUAAAACAUGAUGAAACACGAAUGAAAAUUCACUGAGAACUGAAAAAAAAAUAUAUUUAAAAAGAUGCUGGCGUCUCCUCUUGAUUAUCGAUGUUUAUGAGGAAAAGCAGCUGAAAGAUGUUUCUGAAAUUAUUGGCCCAGAUUAUGAUUAAACUUUAUUCUAUUAAAUGCACGACUGGUUUUCUCAGCGCCACCAAUUAGUUCGUCUUUGUCAUACGUUUGUUGAGGUUAACAGUUGGUGGCGCUAGUUUUCCGAUAAUUUCUAAAAUCUCUUCAGCUGCAUUUCCUCCAAUGGCCACUAGGCGGCUCCUAGUACACAUUGGUGAUAUUCUAGUGAAGCAUAUUAUUACAAAUAUUUAUAUAUUUUAUCUUCAGUUCUCAGUAAAUUCUCUUUCAUGUUUUAUUGUUUUAGAAUUCAUUUCUCCAAUUCUUUUUUUUCUUAAUGAAUCAGUUAUUUCCGUUAAUUUUCAAUGGAAACUUUAAUACGUUCCUGAGAAAAUGAUUCAUUAGUCUUUCUCUCUUUCUUUCAGGUUCACUGCAUUGCGGCUCCAUUAAUUUACAGAAUUGCUUCACCUGAAAUAACAAAUAGUUUCGUAAAUUCCUAAAAACGUCGGCUCUGACUGGACGUCGGGAUUAUGGGAUUAGAAACUUCAUUUUUCAGAUGAGCCACGAUCAGGUUAAAUGUGAAGCGUAACUUAGCGGAAGUAGCAGCUUAGCUGAGGUUUAAGGUUUGUAUUCAUCUGUAGGUGUGAUGAUUCAUUAACAUUUCAUUCUUUCUUUAUUGCUGCUAAGUUUCAUUGCAUCACUGCUCCAGUUGCUUCGCUGCCCAGAGUUGCGUAAUCUGAAACAAAUACGUAGAAGGAGCAUCAGGCUGGUUGGACACGUUUCUGCUCAGGGAAGUUGUAACCUGGGACUUCCAGGUUUAAAAUCCACGUCCACGUAACAAAAAAGAGGACGUGAUGUCACUGCAGAAGAACAAUCAAAGCACAAAACAGAGGGGGCGGAGGUUGAUGUGUAUAAAGGGACAGGGCACAGAGAGGUUUUCACUACAGCACCUAGCGACAGCCGAGCUCAAGUUCUCCCCGUUCUCCGAAGGACUAGAUCAGUUCUCUGCCUCUCAGCCAUGAAGCUCAGCGUCUCCUCCAGCGUCUCCUCCAGCGUCUCCUGCAUCCUCGUCCUCCUGCCGCUGCUCCUGAUUGGCUGGACCGAACAGGUGGCGUCGCAUCCCCUCAACCAGCCCAUGAGUCAACCUCUGCAGGACGAGCAGACGUACAAGGACGUCCGGGUCGUGUCGCAGCACGCUCAGAAUCUGCAGUCGGAGGAGGACGCCAGCUCCAGACUGAUGCCCAGAGUCAGCACUGACCAGGACCACCUGAAGAUCUGCUGCCUCCACGCCAACAUCCUCGACUACUACCUGAACAACAUCCUCACUCACCAUGACAACCAACAUCCCGACAUGCACCGGCUGAAGACUGACCUCCACCGCGUCAGCGAGGACCUGCAGACCCACGGCUGCAACGUGACUCACUACCACGACCAUCACCACGCUGUUGAGUUCCGCAAGAAGCUCGCCAAGAUGGAGUCCGGGCGGCGCGUCACCAAAGCCGUGGGAGAGAUCGAAAUCCUGUUCACGUACCUGCAGGAUUUCUGCGUCGUGAAGAAGAACUCGGCCUCACGUUAACAACUCGACUGUUUCUACUAUUUAAUUUAUCAUCAUCUUUUUUUACUGACAACUUUUAUACUUCUAUUUAUUGACGUAUUUAAUUGAGAAUAUUUAAGUUGUUUGUUUUUUUUGUUGUUGUACGCACGUAAAAUAUUUAUAAGAUCAGCUGUUGAUCAGUUUAUUGAUCAGAAUGUUUUAAUGCCAGGGCUGGCGUUGGUCACGUUGCCAUGUUAUGGCUCAUUAUUCUGAAAGAGAGUCACAGUAUUUAAAUGUCGACGCUGCACACGGUCGAGGGUCAUGUGACGAACUGCAUGUAAUGAGAUUCACUGUUUCUAAAAUAAAGAAAGAUGAAAUGUU
Messenger RNA from Mugil cephalus (flathead mullet), 3017 nucleotides. RefSeq names its product interleukin 22 (gene il22). NCBI's taxonomy places the organism in Eukaryota, Metazoa, Chordata, Actinopteri, Mugiliformes, Mugilidae. Bases 2121 to 2678 code for a protein of 185 amino acids. The transcript is spliced from 7 exons. The record is from RefSeq and is a predicted model, not a curated record.